Penicillium roqueforti is the source of this 585-nucleotide messenger RNA. RefSeq lists its product as uncharacterized. The coding region runs from base 1 to 585 and encodes 194 amino acids. The record is from RefSeq and is a predicted model, not a curated record. Lineage: Eukaryota; Fungi; Ascomycota; Eurotiomycetes; Eurotiales; Aspergillaceae. The transcript has a single exon.
AUGAUGACUUGCCCAUUCCAACAAUGGAUCUCAUUUAUUUUCGGCUGCCGUGCCGCCUUCCGGGAUUUUCUCGCCACGAAGACGCUAAACGAACAACGUGGUAUUUGGCCCAACAGGAUCCGUCCGGCCUUGCUUUCCAAACUAGUAUGCAAACUCGUCGUCAGCCAAGAAAGCUUUCUCUGGGCCGCUCUAGGCGUCCCCAAGAACCAGCUCGCCAUGAUUGAAAGCGAAGCUGUCAGUGGCCCUAACCCGACAGAUCGCAAGACCCGCUCUCACGCGAUAUGGAAAUACAUGGUUGACACCUUUGAUCCAGUCGCCGAUCAGACGCAUAUCGGUGCUGACAAUCCCUCCUAUCAGGUCUGCAUGACCGGUGCCUUCACCCGCAGGUGUCACCCGGAUUAUCUCCCUAGGAAGGCGCAUGCCAAGCUCUCCAGCCCAGGUGCUCUAGACGGUCUGCGAAUCCACACAGACGAUGUCAACGAGGUCCUUAAUUACAUAACCCCCGACACUGACCGUCGCCGUUGUCAUGGACAGCAUAGACUGGUUCGACCCGAGCGCCGCAGCCGCAGCCUCUCAGAGUACUAA